Bacillus rossius redtenbacheri is the source of this 1018-nucleotide messenger RNA. RefSeq names its product ribosome-recycling factor, mitochondrial (gene mRRF1). Lineage: Eukaryota; Metazoa; Arthropoda; Insecta; Phasmatodea; Bacillidae. The record is from RefSeq and is a predicted model, not a curated record. The transcript has 6 exons. Gene Ontology annotation, cellular component: mitochondrion. Bases 148 to 978 code for a protein of 276 amino acids. Gene Ontology annotation, biological process: translation. Gene Ontology annotation, molecular function: ribosomal large subunit binding.
GCAUAGAUAGUAAUCGAUACAUCAGCUUAAUUCAUUGCAUCAAAUAGAAAAAUAAUCUAUGUUUUAGAUACAUCGAUGUAUAUCGAGCAUCGCUAAUAGUAUACAAAAGUAAACAAAGCUUAUGUUUGAUAACGAUUUUAAAUAAGGAUGAAUUCUGUUGCAAGAUUUUGGUUUACGUUGAUGAAGCCAGUGGUUUUUGAAUGCUGCAGAAUGCGAACUGUAGUCCCAGUGAUUCACUGCCUCGACAGACAUGUGUGUUGCUUGUCUGCUUCCAUAGUGAAACAAAAUUUUUCAAGAUUUCUUGAUGGAAAGGUAUCUCCUGUAGUGCCUUUACAUUGUGUAACAAGAUCUUACGCAAAAGGAAAAGACAGAGGGAAAGCAGAUAAAGUUAAGAAAAAAGUGGUGAUAAAUUUUAAUCAGCUGGCAGAAGUUGUUGAAGUAGAUGCUGUAAAGAAAGAUUUGCAGAGAGUGGUGGAUGUGAUGAAGAUAGAAUACGUGAAGAACCUAUCUCUGAGAUCAACAACAGGUUCCCUGGAAUCCUUGCCUGUAGAGUUCGAAGGAAAGGAACACACUUUGCAGGAGUUGGCACAGAUAGUGAGGAAAAAUCCAAAGACGAUUGUCGUGAACAUGGCGAUAUUUCCUCAAGCGAUUCCCGCUGUGUUGCAGGCGAUUCAGAAGAGCGGUCUCAAUCUGAAUCCACAGCAAGAUAAAACAACUCUGUACAUCCCUGUCCCAAAGGUUACGAGAGAGCACAGAGAGAACUUAGCAAAAAAUGCUAAGACAUUGUUUAUCAAAUGCAGAGAUUCAAUCAAAGAUGUCCAAAACAAAUACGUGAAAGCUGUGAAAAAUAACAAGACAAUAUCUGAAGAUCUUUCGUAUAGUUGUCAAGAGCAAAUUAUUGCAUUAGCUGAUCAGUACAUCCAGGCAGCUGAAAAAAUUCUAGAAGAAAAACAAGCUGAGCUUAUUGGAAAAGACUGAGACUAGAGUGUAGAUGUUUGUGUCAGGAAUUCUAAGACAG